AUGAUCAAAGAACGUCUUCCUGAGGCUGUCCAGCAAUGUAUCCACGCCGCUGCCGGGAAACAUGAGCCUGCAAUACAAAGAGGACUGCUCAGGGUGAGUAUAGUUUCGGAGGUAGUCAUGGCAACCACAUGAUCCCAUGUUCAGUUGCUACGUUUCGAUUCUCACAGCCACCCGCCCCGAGGGGGUGAGGGAGUUGUUGACAAGUUUAAGGUUUCUUACACAGUGAUUGGUGUUCUGUAAACUGCUAGAUAAAUUUACCAUUGUUUGAAAAAUACAUUAUCUGUUUUCCGUGGCAAAAUCACCACCUCCUACUAAAAAUGUUUUGGUUAAUCUGCUGAAGUUCCUUCGGUUGGACAUAAAUCGUUGAACGUGAUGCCGUGAAAAGAAAAUCUGUACUCAGUAUAUCUGGGUAAUUUGAAUUGAAAGCGAAGAGCGGCAAUAGUUCGUCCAUUAUGUUUCUAUUUGAGGAGUGUAGUAAGAGACAUAAAGGACUUCAUUAAUGCUUUCGACGAACGCGUCAUUCAGUGAUUUUUCAGUUAUACAGGAUCGAUGAAUUGAAAGUAUAGCAAGUCUCAGCGAGUGGGCAACAUUCGCCGAUAACACUGCUCUCUUACCAUCUACCAGCGAAGUUUGUAACGUCGCUUGGUCAGAGAUUUUAGGCGGGAAAUAUUUCUCGUGUAACAUGUCAUGUGUCCUCGUAGUAACCAAUAAGACCGCUCCGGCGGUCGAUGUUGGGGAAAAUUCCACCUAUAGUAUAACCGGGUUUUUUUUUACUGAUCUCAGCUGUAAUCUUUUCUUCUCUUUGCUAGGCUGCUUCCUUCGGUGAGAGUUUUCUAACUGAUGUGCCGCCACACGCGUUUGUUUCGAUGUGCCGGAAUCUUAGAGUGUUAAACGCCGUGCGGGAUUACAUGGUUGGCAUUCCACUUACAUAUGGACAGUAUCCUUUAUCUUAA
Messenger RNA from Porites lobata, 953 nucleotides. The record is from the annotation of a GenBank genome assembly. Lineage: Eukaryota; Metazoa; Cnidaria; Anthozoa; Scleractinia; Poritidae.